Molecule: messenger RNA, 459 nt
Organism: Saccostrea cuccullata (small rock oyster)
Lineage: Eukaryota; Metazoa; Mollusca; Bivalvia; Ostreida; Ostreidae
Exons: 4
Coding region: 148-459 (103 amino acids)
Source: RefSeq, a predicted model, not a curated record
CGCCAUACUGACCCUGGUGUUUUAAAACAACACGGUUUUUAUAAAAUCCUUUAAAAGACAAAAAUUAAGUCCAAGAGGAAAAAAAAAGGAUAACAUUUUAAAAUACGUUCAUGGUUUGGAUAAAAGACGAGAAACGAAAAGUGUUGAAUGUCAAGACAGGAAAAGAACAUGGCGGCAAAGAACAUCAUGAUGAGCUUCCAGUUGUACGAGGGGAACCGAACGGAUGAUAGUGUAUUGGAGGCCGUGAGGGCCAUACCAAGCCUGUGUAUGGAUGGAGAGUUAAACUGCAUGGAGAAUAGUUCCUCCUCAUUGGGUGGUUAUGUUUUGCUGUCGACCAAUCAGGAGGGAAGCCACGUGGUGGUUCAUUGCUAUGCCAAUGGUUUAAUAACAGUAGAUGUUCAACAUUUGAUGUCAGAGAAAAGUUCAGACACCCUCCAAGAUGAAAUAAAGGUAAGAUAA